GACACUCUCGAAUCUCGGUUUUCGGUUUUCUAUUCUACUGGCGGUGCGGACUUCUGAUGAAAAAUCGUCGCUAUCGGUUCUGUUCCAUGUUGUUCAUAGUACAGUACUACUUGGUUCUUGUUGUCCUGGAAGCCAAGAGUUGUCAACAAUCAAACCAUGGCAUCAAGGAGGAAACAGAAGAGAUCAAGGAUCGCAGUGUAGUGAAGAUUGCUAGGCAAAGAACAGAUGCAAAAUGAACUCUAGAAACAACUACUCCCAGGGGAACCAAAACGAGUGGCAGCAGCAACACGGAGGCCACCACCGACUGCAACACAACCACCAGCAAUAUAGCAAUAGCAAUAGCAAUAUCGUAGACAAUGCAAACCGACGACACCAAGGGCAGUUUCAACAGCAAUUCCAGCAGCAGCAAUGCMAAGAGACCUUGCCUCCCGGUUGGGUAGAAGCUAUGGAUCCGAAUACCGGUAAAACGUACUACUGCAAUCCACAAACCGGAGACACAAAAUGGGAACGUCCGUCUCUCUCGGUGACGAACACUAUCCCGCAGGCGGGACCCACCGAGACAAGUAUGCGAGGGCGAGUCUUUUUACAACAGCAGCAAAAACAAUUGCCUCCUGGAUGGGUCGAAGCGAAGGACCCAAGCAGUGGAAAUGUGUACUAUUGCAACCCGCAAACCAGGGAAACAAGAUGGGAACGCCCCGUUUUCUCUAGUUUGACACCUUCUACAACACCGCCCGUGGAGACUCACAGCAACAGAAGCACUCCUAAAAGUCUUGUUACAGAUCCCACGAAGGAUUAUGGCCACAGGAAUCGCGAUGCGGCGUCGCGGAGCAGCUAUGGUGGUGGCACGAACCAAGCGGCAACACUACCCACAGCAGCAACACCAGCAAGUACAACACCGGAAAGCACGACACAAGCCACACAAAACACCGGAGGCGAAGACGGUUUUGACGAGCUGCUGUCGUUCACCACCGGACAAAUAGCCCACCUGAUCAUAAUGCAGCAUCGAAAGCAGAAAGAGGAACUGUCGGCUCUGGCGGAAGAGGAACGACAGGUAGACCUGUCGACCAUCGUCACGAUCAACAAGGACGAGAACCAUGCAUCGGCGUUGAAUGCAAGCAAGUACACCCCCAUUCAGCUGUCGAUGAUCUCGAUGCCGUCAGGAAACGAACGUACCGAACCCGGGCGAUUGGACGUGCGGAUGCAUGCCUUGCGUGAAGAACUGAAAAAAUUCGGAUACCAACCAACGCAGCCGUAUGCAUAAUCGAAGAUCGAAUCGAAUCGGCACAAGUAUACGAAGGUUUACCGUGGUAUGGUAACAAGGUUGGUGUGCCAUUAAGUUGAUGCAGAUCCUUUCAAAUCCAUCGAUUGCUUCUGAGAGUGAACGCUGUCAUUCGUUUGCGUGUCUGAGUGAGAACAGAAUGCAGUUAUUCUGCGUUUUCCUGAGUGUCUACCACACUGCAGUAUCUAGAAGCUGAAGACGUGACGGCACAAACUCACUGACCGGUGAAAAAAGUAAGGUCCUCGGAAAUAGUCUAUGAUCAUACGACUUGAUAGCCCACUUACGGACUAGCACGAGAUAAAUUAGUCACAGUUUUGUCUUGAAAAAAAAAAAAAGCUCAAAUUUUCCUCUAGUAGGAACCAAUGGAAGACUUAGUUGCAGUGUUUAGAUCAUUAAAUUUGAACGGCGUACGGUACAUUUGGUAAAGGAAUCGAUACUAUGAAGACAGAAGGAGGACAGAUUAUCGAGGGCCGUGAUGCGACGUUGCAGUGGAGUAACAAACAAUGUUGAAAUCAAAUGAACAAUCUGCACCAAGUAGUCCGGUGGCCAUGAAUACUUUUGAAAACCUACUCAAUGAGUUUUUCUAAAACGAGAUUGUAAGGCUAAGCUGUUUUUACGUUUAUCUAUUGUAAAAGAAAGGUGGCGUGGUCCGAGAAGCUAGCCGUUGUUGCGUCUGUAAUACGUGCGGUGCUCUACGUUACGUUGUGUGCUCCCAGCACAAUUAGCUGCGCUUGGUGUUCCUUCAAUGCACUAUGAAAAAGUAUCAUAGCAACACUACAAGAGUUUCUUAAGGCUGUGGGAGACCAAUAUCGUUCAGGUUGCCCAAUUGUUCGUGUACCAUGAUUCCAAGGAUACCCAUUUGUGCAGCACGUCCGUUGUUCAAUUCAAUAGUUCGCUUCUUGGUCUUCCAUUCAUCAGAGUAUUUGUCCCAGCCAAGAUCGAUGAAUCCGUUGCGGUAAUCACCAGGGAAUUCACUAGAUCCCGUCAGGUCUUGCAUGGCGAAAGUCAAGGCCCAGACAGUUCCCAGAGUCAAGGGGAUCGUUCCUCGGACCUCGGCGGGCAGGUCUUGGAUUUCGGUGAGUGCCUUGAAACCAUUAGGCAUGGCUUCCAUACCCGGCAAACGAGCGCCAGAGGCUGUGACCAACCAUCCAACGACAGCCAACAUGGCGCAUCUUCCGUGUCUGAUCUCAACUUCUCUCAAGUGAUCCAUGUAUUCUUGGUCGCCUUCCUUCACCAAGCCGAGGGGAUCGAAGUAUCCGAGCGGGGCCAUGGCUCCGAAAUCAUCGGCGUUUGCACCCGAUAAAGCGCUGGAGCUGGACUUGGUGCUAGGGGCUGUAAAGGCCGAAGCCGAUACAAGCAUGGAAGCGAGGAGGAUUGACGUCUUCAUGGUCGAUUGUCGUUCUUGAUGUAAUGUGGAUAGUGAAGAGGGGGAGAAACUCGAGUCUAGGCAACAUGAAAAUCCGUGCGUCGAUGCAGUACGAGUACGAGUAGCACCCAAUACGUUCCGUCCCAUCAAAGAAAAACUUCUCACGAUCUUUACCCUCGCAGCUUCAACCAAUUCCAGUAUCAUACGUUCAUACGAACGUAUGUAUGUAUCGUAACUUAAUAGGAGAAAACGAGUCUUGCAUGAUUGGAACACUUUUAACGUUCAAAUACCGCAUCAGUGUUCUUUUUGGUCGCGCCAUUUACUGAAGUCACGGCUGACACAAGACAGAUGACAGUUCCGAAUACAUUUUAAUUAAAGCA
Molecule: messenger RNA, 3025 nt
Organism: Pseudo-nitzschia multistriata
Lineage: Eukaryota; Bacillariophyta; Bacillariophyceae; Bacillariales; Bacillariaceae
Source: the annotation of a GenBank genome assembly